GCGUGUGUUGGCGGCUGACUUCUCGGGCUAAAAAAUGGCGACUCGUCUGCUAAGAAUCAAUUCAGCUCUGCUGAAAUAUGCGGACAAGAAUGGAUAUUUCAAGAUCUCAAAGCAAUGGAGGUCUACUGCCGCAUCCCUUCAGCAGGCACUCAUCAACCAGCCGCCAACUAAAACCUCAACACUGGACAAUGGCAUGAGAGUAGCCAGCGAGGACAGCGGAGCUGCAACUGCCACCGUUGGUCUCUGGAUCGAUGCUGGAAGUCGAUAUGAAACCGACGAGAACAAUGGUGUUGCCCACUUCAUGGAGCACAUGGCUUUCAAGGGAACAGCCAAGAGGUCGCAAACCGAUCUCGAGCUGGAAAUUGAGAACAUGGGUGCUCACCUGAAUGCCUACACAAGUCGGGAGCAGACAGUCUUCUAUGCCAAGUGUUUGAGUCAAGAUGUACCAAAGGCAGUGGAAAUCCUCAGCGAUAUCAUUCAGAAUUCAAAACUGGGAGAGAGCGAGAUCGAGCGGGAACGAGGAGUCAUUUUGAGAGAAAUGCAGGAGGUUGAGACUAACUUGCAGGAGGUAGUGUUUGACCACUUGCACUCUGUUGCCUACCAAGGAACUCCUCUGGGAAGGACAAUUCUUGGACCAACUGAGAACAUCAAGUCAAUCUCCAGAAAAGACCUUGUCAGCUAUGUUAGGAACAACUAUGGUCCACCCAGAUUCGUUCUGGCUGGAGCUGGUGGUGUUGACCACAACCAGCUGGUUCAGCUGGCCGAUCAGCACUUCGGCAAGAUGAAGGGACCGAUUUACGACGAGAUUCCUGACCUCAACCCGGUCUACCGCUACACUGGUUCGGAGAUCCGCGUUCGUGACGACUCCAUGCCUCUUGCCCACGUCGCCAUCGCUGUCGAAGGCGCUGGAUGGAGGGACGCCGACAACAUUCCCCUGAUGGUCGCCAACACGUUGAUGGGUGCAUGGGAUCGUAGCCAGGGCGGUGGUGCCAACAACGCCACGACUUUGGCCAGAAUCGCCGCAUCCGGUGAACUGUGCCACAGCUUCCAGAGCUUCAACACGUGCUACAAGGACACCGGUCUCUGGGGUAUCUACUUCGUGUGCGAGCCAAUGCAGUGCCACGACAUGGUCUGGAACGUCCAGCAGGAGUGGAUGAGGCUCAGCACCUCGAUCACCGAGAAGGAAGUCAACAGGGCAAAGAACAUCCUGAAGACAAACAUGCUUCUCCAGCUGGACGGAACCACCGCCGUCUGCGAGGACAUUGGCAGGCAAAUGCUCUGCUACGACCGCAGAAUCCCUCUCCACGAGAUUGAGGCCAGAAUAGAGAGUGUCACCGCUAAAACUAUCCAAGACAUCGGAAUGAAAUACAUUUACGAUCGUUGCCCAGUCAUCGCAGCUGUCGGCCCAGUCGAAAAUUUGACCGACUACAACCGAAUCCGCGGAGCCAUGUACUGGCUCAGACUUUAAAUCCAUCUCUGCAAGAUCGUGGGAGUAAAUACCACUUGUUAGAGAAUUCAACUUCAGACAGUGACAUUGAUACGAUUUAUUGUAGUAAAUUAAUUUAUAUAUUAAUAACAACCGAUUCGCGAUUUCAUUGUCACGUGCUGCAAUCUAGUAGCUUGAUCAUGUUGAAUGAUCCAAAAAUAUUGAAUGUAUAAAAAAUUCGUUGAACAUCUUGGAAAGUACUGCAAUUAUGAUAGGGUGUAUGUACAAUGACAUCAGUAUAAAAAAAAAAUAAAACUAAUUUCUUUUUUCCACUGUU
Molecule: messenger RNA, 1763 nt
Organism: Nasonia vitripennis (jewel wasp)
Lineage: Eukaryota; Metazoa; Arthropoda; Insecta; Hymenoptera; Pteromalidae
Gene: UQCR-C1
Product: peptidase (mitochondrial processing) beta
Exons: 7
Coding region: 35-1468 (477 amino acids)
Cellular component (GO): mitochondrion
Molecular function (GO): metalloendopeptidase activity; metal ion binding
Source: RefSeq, marked validated